AAUAAAAAUCGAUAGGAGAUGAGAUUGUGUUCAAACCACUUCCCUUGUCUUUUUCUUCCAGUUGUAGAUCUAUUUUUUUGCAAAGGAUUUUAUAUUGGAAGGAGAAAAAAACGUCACGCACACAUGCGCAUAUAGGGUGCCACACUGACGCAUCGUUUGUUGUAUAGUCAACUGUUUUCUUUUUUGCUGGACUGAGGCAUGCCUGUAGCGCAUUAUUGUUUUUACCGCAUUCAACAGUGUUUUCAAAGCAAGGGGCGAAAGUCAAGGCUGUAACAGUGGAGGCUCACAUACGGAGGGAGAUCCGCCAAAGUAAUGCCGUUUAUCCCUUAAGAACGGGGGGGUAAAUUCAAGCCAGUCAACUGAGGUAUCACGAUCCUAAUGUGAAAUCUCACCGGUGUUUUUCGACGAUGCCGAGUUGGACACUUUUACCAUGGAGCCGCAAAUUUCAAGAGUAAAAACACGAAUUUACAGUGGGAGUCUGGUUUGGUGGCAGAAACCUCUUGUUUUGCUAUUAAGUGUGAUUUAAAAAAAAAAAAAAAAAUAUCUCACCCUUGUAUGUGGAUUGAUUUUUUUUCUUCCUGCUCUCUCUUCUCAGCAUUCCCUCAGUCAGUCGACGGAUUUUUUGCCAUUACAGCUCAGUAGAGGGUGUCAGAUUAUUCUUAGAGCACCGCGCUAGGAUGAACACUGUCUCUGCGUUCCUCCUUUUGUGAUUCCCAAAUCGCCACAAAGGGGGAGACGAGCGAGGCAAGACGCCGAAGGAUGUAAGGGGGGAUGCGGGUGUUUUGCAGCGGUGGGAUCGCCUCUAAAGCUCCAGCGCAGGGUGUGAAUUCAGCACCAGGGGAGAAGGGACAGCUCCAGACGCCGCAACACGCAGCACGACCGGGGGAGAAAAAGGCACGGAUUUGUUCUUUUUUGUUCUUCCAAGGUCAGUCUUAAACGAACUGAAAACAGCCGAACGAUGUGUUGGACUCUACAGUCGCUCGCUGUUUUUGAUUUUUAUCAUAAACACGCGCAGGCUCUGAGGAUUCAGUCGAUGUGAAAGAGACGUUUAUGUGAUCAUUUUCAAACUGGAAGUCUGGACACAAGUGCAGGUUAGAUGCAGCAUGGAUCUGUUAUAAAAGACUGCCUUAUCUUCUCCCUAAAUGUCUAUAUCUCCCAUUUUUCUUCUUAUUGAUGUAGACUGAAUUCACAGCUCGUAUGUCUUGAAACCGGGAAUGAAUUGUUCACGUUGAAAAAUGCUGCUUUGGAUUGUUCUGCUGAAUGCGGCUCUUUGUGUUGCUAGUGGAAAUGUUACAAGGGACGUUUGUAAGGAGCAGAUAUGCUCUUGCAACGAGGUCGAGGGAGAUCUGCACAUAGACUGCGAAAAAAGGAGCUUCGCCACUCUGCAGCAUUUGACUGGCCCGAGCUCGCAGUUUUAUCACUUGCUGUUGCACGGGAAUUCUCUAUCCAGGCUAUUUCCCAACGAGUUUGCCAACUUUUACAAUGCUGUGAGCCUGCAUUUGGAAAACAAUGGCUUGCACGACAUUGUCCCCGGCGCCUUUCUGGGACUGCAGCUGGUGAAGAGGCUGCACAUCAAUAACAAUAAGAUACGAUUAUUCAGGAAGAGUACAUUUCUGGGGUUAGACGACUUGGAAUAUCUCCAAGCUGAUUUCAAUCUAUUGAGGGAUAUUGACCCCGCCGUUUUCAGGGACCUAAAUAAACUUGAAGUGUUAAUACUUAACGACAACCUCAUCAGUGCGCUACCUAUAAACGUGUUUCAACAUGUGCCCAUCACGCAUCUCGACCUGCGGGGGAACAGAAUCAAAACGUUGCCUUAUGAGGGGGUCCUUGAGCAAAUACCGGGCAUUGCGGAGGUUUUGUUGGAGGACAACCCGUGGGACUGUAACUGCGACCUGGCAUCUCUUAAGGAAUGGCUGGAGAACAUACCGCAUAACGCGCUUAUUGGGAGGAUGAUAUGCGAGGCUCCCACCAGGCUGCAAGGGAGCGACUUGAACGAGACGUCAGAAGCAGAUCUGUGCCCUUCACAGAGCGGCGGCGUGGACACCAGCCUGGUCGCCCCUCCCACCCAGGAGGAGACCUCUGAGAGCGCGGCUCAGGGCCCGCGUCCCACGCCUUACAAGCCCAACAGAGACACCAGCGGGCCCCCGACGCCUGGCCACGGGUCCAAGAGCCGCUCCAAAUCUCGUGAGAACUGGCAGCUGAAAACGAGGCCCACUCCAGUGGUGUCAGGUGUGAACGGGGACAGAGAGCUGCUGCACAACAUGACGUGCCCCCAGCCUUGCAACUGCAAGCUGGUCGGUUCCAGACAAGGGCUGGGGGUAAACUGUGAGGGCAAAAAGAUCGAGAGCUUAUCCAACCUCAAGCCUAAACCCUUGGCCGCACACGAAUUGAACAUGAGAGAUAACAACAUACACGCAGUGAAAAAGAACCACCUGCUCGGCUACUCCAGCCUCAACCUGCUCGAUCUGGGUGGGAACAACAUCAAGGUGAUUGACAACAGCACUUUCCAAAACCAGAGCGAGCUGAGAUGGCUGUAUAUGGAUAAGAACUAUCUGGAUACGCUGAUCGCAGAGAUGUUUGUGGGCCUUGUGAAUCUGGAAUAUCUCAGUUUGGAAUACAACGACAUCCAGCUGAUAGUGGCGGGUGCAUUCAGCCCCAUGCCAAAUCUGAGGGUCCUGUUCCUCAAUAACAACUUGCUGAAAUCUUUACCCGUGGAUGCUUUCCUUGGGAUUUCUUUAUCCAAAAUUAGUCUGCAUAAUAAUUAUUUCCCCUAUCUCUCUGUGGUCGGAGUGUUAGACCAGCUCAAUUCAAUCAUACAGAUCGAUUUGCACGGGAAUCCGUGGGAUUGCUCGUGCAACAUCGUGCCCUUCAAGCAGUGGACGGAGAAACUCGGGGCCGAUGUGAUAGUGAGUGAUCUCAAGUGCGAGUCCCCCGAAGAGUUUUGGAAGCGAGAUUUCCGCCAAGUCCGGAAUGACAUCAUGUGCCCAAAACUCUAUGACAAAGUCUCCCCCACCCCCCUGUCCAAAAACAGCACUUUCACCCUGGACUCGGGGACGCGCUCGAACACUUAUUUGGAGCCAAACAGGGUCUCCAUCUCAGUGCUCGUCCCCGGGUUGCUGUUGGUGUUUGUCACGUCCGCUUUCACUGUCGUAGGAAUGCUUGUGUUUAUUUUGCGGAAUCGAAAGCGAUCAAAGCGGAGGGACGGGAACUCCUCCGCCUCAGAGAUCAAUUCCUUACAGACAGUGUGUGACUCGUCUUAUUGGCACAGCGGGCCUUAUCACGCAGACGGGGGCGCGCACCGGGGCUUCGACUGCAGCACGCACCUCUCAACGACAAACGAUGCGUAAAGGGACUCUGCUCUGGUCUAGUACAAUAAACCUACACCGGACUGGAUUACAAACAGUCACACUGACAGACUGGCGCACAUAAAUGACUGACACAAAAAUCAUCCAGCUUCUGUUCCGUCAGUGGCGAACACAGACUUGUUUAUGUCUUGUUUUCUCCAGUUGAACCAAGUAAGUCAGUCUGCUGCUGCACAGGCCCCACUCUGUAAUAUAUGUAUAUGCCAAGCCCCCUGGCUAAAACCCCUCCCUCGCUCCCUCCUCCUCCCAGUUCUGCUAUUUGCCGCAAUCGGACUACGGAUAUGAGACAGAAAAGAGGGAGAAAAAGAAGAGAGGGAGAGGGCGUGUGUGUGUGUGUGAGAGAGAGAGAGAGAGAGAGAGAGAGAGAGAGAGAGAGAGAGAGAGAGAGAGAGAGAGAGAGAGAGAGAGAGCAAAGACCGAUGACCCGGGAAAUGGUGCACGAACGCAUGAAUGUAAAUGUAAAUACUCGGACCGAUGUAUCAUAAUCUGCAUGAUGAUAUUUCGCAUGGUUUCAACACACACACGACGGCGAGGAACCAUAACCACCAUAACCAACAAAGAAGCAAACUCGACCCUUUUCAUGUUAUAUCAAUAUGACAACAAUAUAUAGAUAUUAAGAAUUAUAUAUGACUAUUACAAAGUGCCAUUUCUCUAUUUUUUGUGAACCUGCAGUUAGGAUUUGUAUUUGUUGUUUUAAACUUGUUUGGAGAAAAGAGAACAAAAAAAUAAUUGAUAAUGAUGACUCUGGGAAAGGAGUGAUGGAAGUGAAGCUGUCAGUGCAUGUUAUUUUCUGUUUGUUAUCAUUUGAUUGUCGAUAAAUAUUGGGGUUAUUUAUACCGUACUAGAUGGUGCAGAUUAAAUCCAUGUCUGCGCAGUCAUCAUCUCCUUUAUGAAUGUAAAUUGUGUUAUUUUAUGGUGUGCCAAUUGUUGACUUUCAGAUAUUCAGACAUGCAGAUGAGCAUGACCAAUUAACGUCACUCAGAUGCUUAUGCUGCAAAGUUAAUGUAGCUAAAAUAACAGUUCCGUGGUUUUGUGUGUCAAUGAAUAUAGCCUGCUUUGGGUGAGAGGAACAAAAAAAAAAAAAAGUCAUUUAAAUGGGGGGUUUAUACCAUCAUAUUUUUUCAACAACUGAGCAAAGAAGUGUUUUCAAUUGAGCUAUGUAGGUAUAAUUCGAUCUAUGUAAACCGCGCAGGUAGACUGAUAUAGAAUAGAAUGCUUUUUUAAUGUCAGAAAAAAAAGUAUUCCUCCACAUAAAAGCUUAUGGCUAUGAUUCACUUUCAUCAUAUUGUGAGCUUUUGUAAAGCCAUCUAAUCUUGUCCAAAUAAGAGAACUGAAACUCACUGUAUUUACUACAAAAUGUGCUUGAAAUAGGCUGUUUUUGGGUGUGUGUGGGAGGUUUUUUUUGUUGUUGCUUUCUAACAAACUGGGGCCAUGCUAUGGAAAGUACUCAGCAUGUGGCCAGACCAUAAAGACACAGGAGUUGCAUCUCCUUCACUGAGGGGAUGUAACAAAAGGCACACACACAUACGCGGAGGUAAUUUGAUAAUGCAAGAUGCCUUUUUCAAUUCAGCUUGAACUUGAGAUACUCAUCUUGAGAGGGGGGGGGGGGGGGGGGGUCGCAUGGUUUUUGUGGGCUCAUGAAAACAAUGCCAUGACUGAAUACCUGUUCUGCAGAGCUCAGCUGUGGGGUCUGCUGCUUACUAGCCUAUACUGCUUUAACUGAGCUCGGAUUUGGAAAAAAAAACAACUAAAAUAAUUAAACAGUUGGGGCAUACCUCCAGUAUUCACACACUUCUUUAACUUCUCUGCAGUGUCUAAAACAGAUGCAAGGAAUGUGCAACUUUUCUUUUUUGUAUUAUUAUGAAAUAUUACAGUGCUGGUGAAAUUUGUCUUUGCUAAUUGAUUUUGUUUAAAAAAAAAAAAAGAAAAAAAAAGAUGCUUAAUUUAGACAAGAUUUCAGCAUAAUUCGGCAACAAUCCUAACAUGCUAUGGCCAU
This is a messenger RNA of Cottoperca gobio, 5358 nucleotides long. RefSeq names its product SLIT and NTRK like family member 1 (gene slitrk1). Gene Ontology annotation, biological process: axonogenesis; positive regulation of synapse assembly. The transcript has a single exon. Gene Ontology annotation, molecular function: protein binding. Bases 1236 to 3347 code for a protein of 703 amino acids. NCBI's taxonomy places the organism in Eukaryota, Metazoa, Chordata, Actinopteri, Perciformes, Bovichtidae. Gene Ontology annotation, cellular component: glutamatergic synapse; postsynaptic density membrane; GABA-ergic synapse. The record is from RefSeq and is a predicted model, not a curated record.